AAGUCCUCGGUGUCUCCCGCGCGGACUUCCGGUUUGGGAGCUGGACUGGGAGGCUGGAGAGCAGGGGCCGGGGCCGGAGCGGGAGCGGGGAGAAACUCCUCUUACAGGGACCCAGGUGCAGUGAUUUCCCCAAGGAUAGAGAGGAGACAGGUAGAAGCCCUGGCUCCCACACCUCCAGCUGAUGUCAACCUGCAUUCUGUGAAUAAUGGCUAAAUCCACUCUGAGAGGGGAUGGGGGGAACUCUGAGACCUUUCGACAGCGUUUCAGGAAAUUCCAUUACCAGGAGGUGGCUGGGCCCCGUGAAGCUUUCAGCCAACUCUGGGAACUGUGCUGUAGGUGGUUAAGGCCAGAGGUUCGGACCAAGGAGCAAAUACUAGAGAUACUGGUACUGGAGCAAUUCCUGACAGUCCUACCUGGGGAGAUUCAGACCUGGGUACAGGAGCAUUGUCCAGAGAGUGGAGAGGAAGCUGUGACCCUGGUAGAAGAUUUGGAGAGAGAACCCAAAAGACCAGAGUGCCCGGUCACUGUCCCUGUGAAAGGACAGGAAGUUCGACCAGAGAAGAUGGCACCUCUGAGAUCACCUCUGGAGUUACUAAGUGUCCAGCAGGAAACAAGGGAGUCUCAGCCCAAGGUUGUGGCCAAGAAAGAAUGGGCAGGUUGCCCAGAACUAGGACCACAGGAACAACUUAACCUAAAAGAAAAGCUCAGACCUUAUCAAAGGACUGGAUUUACUUUUCCCAAAUCUGGUAUGGUUUCUGGGAUGGAGCGAGGAGAACCGUGGGUCCCAGAUCUUCUGGGCUCCAAGGAGAGGGAAAUCUCAAGAGGCAGUCACACAGGUGACAAACGAAUGCAUUCUGAUUUUAUGCCAUCAAGGAGGGAAAGAAAAAACUGGGGAGACCAGGAACAGUGGGGCUUUGAAGAUGAAAAGGUAGCUGGUGUGCACUGGGGGUAUGAAGAAACCAGGACUCUACUUGCAAUUUUAAGUCAGACUGAGUUUUAUGAAGCCCUCCGGAACUGCCACCGUAAUAGCCAAGUAUAUGGAGCUGUUGCUGAGCGACUGCGGGAAUAUGGCUUUCUCCGGACACUCGAACAAUGUCGGACCAAAUUUAAAGGCCUCCAGAAAAGUUACCGUAAAGUCAAGAGUGGCCAUCCACCCGAGACCUGUCCCUUCUUUGAAGAGAUGGAAGCCUUGAUGAGUGCCCGAGUCAUUGCUCUACCCAGCAAUGGCCUGGAGGAGGAGGCAGCCCCUCAGCCCAGCCUGGGGGCCAGUGAUGCUGAAACGGAAGAGCGAGAGCAGGGAGGCUGGCAGCAAGAGGAAGCAGCUGAAGAGGCUGUGGCUGAAGAUUCUGAUGGUGAUGAAAUGAGUAUUGAAACAGCCCCCCAGGAGCCUGGGAGCCCCAGUGCCCCAGUCCUGUUCCGAAGCCCAAGUGGUGUACACUGGGGCUAUGAAGAAACCAAGACUUAUCUUGCAAUUCUCAGUGAGACUCAGUUUUAUGAAGCACUCCGGAACUGUCAUCGUAACAGCCAAUUAUAUGGGGCAGUGGCUGAGCGAUUAUGGGAAUAUGGUUUCCUUAGGACACCAGAACAGUGUCGGACUAAAUUUAAAAGCCUUCAAACCAGCUAUCGGAAAGUCAAGAGUGGCCAUGCCCCUGAAACCUGCCCCUUCUUUGAGGAGAUGGAUGCCUUGGUGAGUGCUCGGGCUGCUGCCCCACCUAGUGAUGAUCUGGAGGAGGAAGCAGCACCUCGCCCUGUUUCAGGGACCAGUGAUGGUGAAACAGAAGAGCAAGACCAGGAGGGCUGGCAGCAGGAAGAGGCAGCUGAGGAGGCCUCAGCCACAGCCGAAGACUCUGAGGGUGAAGAAGUGGGCGCUGAGGAGACACCUCAGAGUUCUAGGAGCCCUGGUGCUCCAGUCCUGUUCCAAAGCCCAAGGGGUUUUGAGGCUGGAUUUGAGAACAAGCAGAAUGCAAAACGGGAUAUUUCUGAGGAAGUAGAACUGCACAGGACAUUACUUGCAAGGUCUGAAAGGAAAAUUACCCAUCGUUUUAAUCAGGGAAAAGACGAUGACAGUGAUUGCAGGACAGGAAGGCAAUGGGCAAAGUCCCCAGUGGAAAAAAGAGGAAAACUGACACCAGAAAGGGGUUUAGGAAAAAUCCUAAGUCAUCAAAAACCUUACUUGGGAGAGAGACCCUAUAAAUAUCUUAGAUAUGGGAAAAGUUUUGGUCCAAAUUCACACCUUCUCAUGCAUCAGAUACCCCACCAGAUAGAGAAUCCAUAUAAAUGUGGAGACUGUGGGAAAAGUUUCAGUCGAAGUGCACGCCUCAUUAGACAUCGGAGGAUACACACUGGUGAAAAGCCUUAUAAAUGUCUUGACUGUGGGAAAAGUUUCCGUGAUAGUUCAAACUUCAUCACUCAUAGGAGGAUUCACACAGGAGAGAAACCCUAUCAGUGUGGCGAGUGUGGGAAACGAUUCAAUCAGAGUUCGAGCCUUAUCAUACAUCAGAGAACCCACACUGGAGAAAAACCCUAUCAAUGUGAAGAGUGUGGUAAAAGUUUCAAUAACAGUUCUCACUUUAGUGCACACAGGCGAAUCCACACAGGUGAAAGACCUCAUGUGUGUCCUGAUUGCGGGAAAAGCUUCAGUAAAAGCUCUGACUUAAGGGCACACCACAGAACCCACACAGGAGAGAAACCCUAUGGAUGUCAUGAAUGUGGGAAAUGUUUCAGCAAAAGUUCAGCCCUUAAUAAACACCGAGAAAUCCACACGAGAGAAAAGCUUCUAUCACAGUCGGAACCUAAGUAAAAACCUGACAAUAUGUAAAGAGCCGUUAUAGAUGUAUUACUUGGGAAAGCAUCUCCUAAUAGAGAUCCCAACUUCAGUGCCCACCUGGCUUAGGAUUUACCCCACUGUGGUGCUCCUUACCAUAGUCUCCACAAUGCCAAGGCAAUAAGAUAUAAGGAACAAAGGUCAGAAGGUCUACAUUCCACCCUAGCUCUGCUUCUGACCUGACCAAGUUCCUUGCCCCCUCUCAGUGCCUAUGUCAUUCCUUCAAUAAAAGGAGAGGAUCCUGUGAGUUAAAAGUUAUCCCUGCUGUUGCUCAUCUUACCAUCUUGCUACAUUUCUGACUGGAAACAUUUCAGCAGCAUCGCAGGGUAAAGACGUUACGGAUUUAAUCUCAUGAUUCCAGGUUUCCCCCCCGCGCCCUCUCACAAAACAAGGGAAAUACUGAAAGGAGUGGAAUGACUCUUGUUCAUGUAAACCUGUACUUAGAAUGUACCCCUAAUGAAGACAAGUUUAGUGUGCCCCUUGGUCAUGUCUUACAAAUUGUCUUGUUAAGAAUCUAGGUGUCGUUUAUGGGGAAGCUGUUACAAACUUUGUGUAAAUUUGCAGUGUCAGCCCUGGAUGGCUAUUCCUUAGUUUCCUUCAACCCUCAGAUGGUUCUGAGUAGAAAGAAUUCCUGUACUUAUAGUAUUCCUACUUCCCUUCUAUCCCAUCUCAUCUGUAUUUCAAUUGUCCCUUGUAGCCCCAAAGAGCAAGGCAGCUGGACAGAGAGUGGGUAGAAUGGGGCAUCAAUAGGGAUGUUCCAUGUCCCUGGUAUUCAAUUCAACUAGUACAGUAUUAUGCACCCUGUGGGUGCUAAAUACUUCUUGACAAAUAAGCAGAAGACAUUUACUGUGUUACUAUUUACUGAGAACAGAGUCCACCAGUGCCAACAGCCCUCAAGCCUGAUUAAAGAUAAAUUAUCUUUACCAGGUUGGUGGGGUUACCAAUCUGUAUUCAGUGUUUUAAAAAAAUAUAUACAUGGGAUAUGGAAUACUUAAGAAUAAGUGUGUUUACUGCUGCUUAUCAAAUAGCAUUAACUGCCCUAGUGUGCGUAAUAUUGUGGUGGGCUAGAUACAAAAUGAGAUAAACAGAUUUGGCCCUUAUCCUCUGGGAGCCUACAGUCUAAAAGUAAGUAACUUUGACAUAGACAUCAGAUAAUAAUCAAAUGCACAUACGUAGUAUGCAGCAGAUACUAAACUGUUCAGGACAUAAAACUAGAAAGUUAUGUAUUACAAGUUUGGUGCACUGCAAUGCAAUGUCAGGAAAGGUGCUGGGAAGUACUGAUUCCAUUUAGUGAGUUAACAGAUAGUCUUUUGAAGGGAAUAGGAGAAGGGAAAAAAUUCUCAAAGUGGAAGCAGCCCAUAAGAAGGUGGAGUUCUGUGAGUGGAAAAGGUCUAAAAACUGGGAUGGGUAUAGCAAAGGGAAUUGGUUGGGCUAUAGGGAGGUAAGGGAUGAUUCACGGGAUGAUUCACUUGUCAGGGGUCCUUAGAACCAGAAUAUAAGUGAACUUGACACCACUGAAGGGCAUUAAAACGGUGUAGCGGAAGACAAGAAAUGACUUUAAGUGAGAUUUGAAGGUGUGCCAGAAGCAGACAAAGCAGAGGUACAAAAAUCGAUUAUAUGGAAUCUCACUGGGGAUGGAGGACUGCUUCUAGUAUAGAGUAAGAAUGAUCCUAUUUGAGCCAAGAAAUCAGGAGAUACAGCUGAUUCUAAGAUAUCUUAGUGAGAGGAUACCUGACCGUUAUUAGUUGGGAAGGAAUUAUUAUAGGAGGUGGAGGGUGGUGGAGAGUAUUUACUGGAAAGAUGAACAGCUGUCUUCCUCACACUUGGUAUUAAGAUAAUACACUCAGUUAAUUGUCCCACAGUUGGAGUCAGAAAAUUGACUAGCAGGUGAGGUGGACUAUUGUAGAGAGUUGGUAGAUAAAAAUAUUAUAUGAUUUAGAAGGUUCUGAUGGAGGAGGAAUACUGGGAUUCCAGAACACACUUUUAUUAGGAAUCAGAAUGCCACGCUCCCCCUAAGAUGUUAAAUAAGCAGUAAAAGGUAUAAGAAAACCAGUCUAAAACUGCCUUAAAGCUAAGCUCUGUGAUGGUGUUAGAGUGUGUGAUCAAUAAUAGAAAAAUAAGUUUACUGUCUUUAGCAUAUCCAUGUUUGGUCUGGUGGAAAGAUCAUGGGAACGGAGUACAGAAAGACAUGAAUUCUAGUCUCUACUGUCUUAUGUGUAAGUCAAACCGCCUCAUUUCCCCAGUCUGUAAAACAGAAUCAUGUUUACACCCUAAGCUGCCUCUCAGGGAUGCCAUGUGAAUAAAUGAGAUAAUGUCUACAACCUGCUUGCAGUUCUUCAAAAAGGAAGCGCUAGAGAAAUAUUUGAUUAUAUUGUCAUUCGGAUGAGAACACUGUAACAACUUGCAUUUGUGGCUCCCUUGGAGUCAUUAGUUUACUGCCAUCUACUGAAUCAUUAUGUCCUUGGGAGAAAUGUGGCAUUUGUCAAGCGGAAUUACUGUAAACUGAGAAAAAUCAUUAUUACAAGCCUGCUAGGUUUGGUAUCUCUUUGUACUUAUGAUCUGGAGACCUAGGAUAAUUAUGAGAGCCAGACGUAGUAUCUCAAAAUCAAGGAGUAGUAAUGAUGCUUACCUGUAAUUGGAAAAAAAGAAAAAACCAACGAACAGAAGGAAUAGGGCAAAAGUAAAAAUGCCUUGCUUGGAUGGGGAUAAAUCUCAGCCUACUCUCAGCCCCUUCUCAACUCCUUUGUUUAAUUCUACAUCA
Trichosurus vulpecula (common brushtail) is the source of this 5585-nucleotide messenger RNA. It is a transcript of the gene ZSCAN29, whose product is annotated as zinc finger and SCAN domain containing 29. Gene Ontology annotation, cellular component: nucleus. Gene Ontology annotation, biological process: regulation of transcription by RNA polymerase II. The transcript has 6 exons. Bases 206 to 2800 code for a protein of 864 amino acids. The record is from RefSeq and is a predicted model, not a curated record. Lineage: Eukaryota; Metazoa; Chordata; Mammalia; Diprotodontia; Phalangeridae. Gene Ontology annotation, molecular function: DNA-binding transcription activator activity, RNA polymerase II-specific; RNA polymerase II cis-regulatory region sequence-specific DNA binding.